CAAUACCUGGAAAAGAAGAAGAAUGACUGUUUUGAUGUCCUCCACUUCCGUUUGAGAUAGCAAGCUUUGUUUGUCAUUAUGGUGUCCCACUGCUUGUCCAUACGUGUUUUCGGUUAAAAGUCUCAGGCAUUGGGGGUUUUAAUGUUCCGUGCAGCUAAUAUCAAGACCAUCGGUAAAGCGGGAACCGGCUGGCAUUUUCGUCGGACCAUGGACGAGCUGGUCCACGAUCUGGUGUCUGCGCUGGAAGAGAGCUCGGAGCAGGCAGCGCGCGGGGGCUUUGGGGAUGGUGGGGACCACGCCCUGGCUGUUGGCUGCCUGCUAAAGAGGCAGGCCAGGAAGCGGCGUGGCAGGAAGAGGCGUUCAGACAACCCCCACCCGCCCUGGGAGACGGGGCACCUGAGUGAGGGGUCCGAGUCCAGCCUGGAUGAACAUAAGGACUACCGUGCUACCACGGGUGGUGUGGCUGCCAGUAACAGUCAUGGGCGAGAUAACAGUGACUCCGAUGAACAGCUGGGGCCCAAACGGCGCACUCCUCUCAACCCAGACACGGGGCGGGGCAAGCGGCCACUCUGGCCGGACGACCCGGUGGCCGGCGAGGGGACCCGCAGCCUGAGACGGCGACGCAAGGUCAAACGCAUGGCCGUGGACCCCCCUCUGGAGGCACUGACCCCUCCCACCACCACCAUCCUCGGGCCCCCACCUGUCCCCAAGCCCCUUGCAGGGGGCAGACCCCCUGGGCUAGGCUCAGCUGAGUGCAGAGGGGACAUGGAGCUGGGCGGAGGUGGUGGAGAAGGCAGAGGGGGGAAGUGCGGGGUGAAAAAAAGGAAGAUGGCUGCGCACAGACUGGGGCUUGAGGCGGCUGAUGAAGGGGUCGUGGUGGAGAGUGAGGAUGCCAUUUUGACUCAGACUGGGCCCAAGGACAAAAUGGAGUUUGAGGAACAGAAGGGUUCGGACGAGGACAUGAGUGACAGGUGUGAGACCAGUAGUGUGAGCAACAGCAGUGAUGGGGGACUGUACACCAAUGAUGAGGGGAGACAAGGCGAUGACGAGCAGAGCGACUGGUUCUACGAGGGCGAGCCAGGGUCGGGCGGGGCGUGCGGCGUGGCGGGGGUGGUCCCGUGGUGGGAGAGGGAGUCGGGGGAGGAGCUGGACCUGGUGGACCCGGUGUUCAACAGCAUCCUGACGGGCUCCUUCCCCAUCAUGAGCCCCUCCGCACAGAGAGGUUUCCAGGCCAGACUGAGUCGCCUCCACGGGGGCCCUCAGACCUCUCAGGGGGGGGCUCAUGACAGACUGACACGACACUCCCAAGACCCCCACUCCCACGACCCUUGGUUCAGUCCAGGGUCGAGGAGAGACCACGGACAGUUGCACUGGGAUUCUCGGACAGACAGAGGGCACAGGAGGAGCUGCUCUAUGAAGACAGCCAGCAGACAGACGAGUGGUCACCUGGGCUCCCUGUGUACAGGUGACGUCAAGCGGAGACGCAAGGCAGCCCCCCUGGGAGCACCUGCCCCCACAGGAGUGGUGGGUGAGAAUGUGGGGCCCCUCCCAGAAUCGAACACUGGGAAUCGUAUGUUGCAGAGUAUGGGUUGGAGCCCUGGCAUGGGUCUUGGGCCUGAGGGCCGGGGCAUCACCGAGCCCAUCCGGGCCACACAGAGACCCAAGGGAGCUGGCCUGGGCUUCAUUUGACCCCUGGGCUUGUGGGCUCCAAACCCAGCAGGACAGGCUAGUAGGCCCCUGAAAGCUGCAUGGAGAGGAACAAGGUGGACACUGCACAGGCUAGGAAGGAUAAAGAGACUGCAGUUACAAAUGAAGGAACGGAUGCAACCCACAGAAAAGAGAGAGAGAGAUUCCUCCUUGUCUGGCAACAGAGCGAUACUGGUGUAUCUGCACACCUGAAACAGGCUGGGUUGCAGAGGGAGGAUGCAGAAUGAUGUCAUGGGACACAAAGGCACCGUGGAACCAACUGUCUUGCUCAAAUCAUCACCCGGUUCUAGUUAGGUGUGUUUGGGGAUUGUGUCACACAAAGCUGCUAUGUCAGAUGGCUUGUAUUUGAUUUGUCACUGUUAUUAGCCUUGCAACAUGUUCUGAACUAUUCCACUUAUUGUCUAUUUCCCUCAAAUAGGAUUUUGUAUUUGUACAAUGUAAUAGUUAAAAAGUAUCCUCUUGAUUAUUGUUAAAUGGCUUAAGAUGUAGCCUAUAGCUCCUGGGUCAAAUUCCCUCAGGCUUGAAUGUGUUCUGGUCAGGGAAAUGAAAUAAUAUGAAAUUGUUGAGAAAGUGUAUGUUUUAGAGAGUAUGUUUUGGCUUGGCUUAUCAAUGUCAACAGUUAACUGGAAUCAUUGCAUACACCAUUGAGGCUCAAACAGGGAACAGAGGCUCAGAUGAGAACAUCAAGGCUAACUUGGCCUGGCCAAAACAGGUUUCUGUAAGUAGCAGGUAAAAAGCUCCAGUUAAAUAUUAAGUCCUGUGUAAACAUUAACGUGACAAGGUAAAAAUGGACCCGAUUGACAAAACUGCAUAAUUACUGCACACGUUUUAUUUUUAUUUUUACUAUACACAAUCUCCGUUUUUAUCAUCGUGUUAUGUGUGUAUUAUUAUUCCCUGCUUUUAUCAUACUUGUUUUGUUGUUUUAUUCACUUGGAUAAGGCUACUGAAUGGGGCUCAACAGGCAUGUUGGAAUGUGUGAAUAGCUGGAAAGAAAAAGAAGAAAUCGAGAGGAUGUCCCCUAACACGCCCUGGUUCUUACGUGUUUAUUGUUUAUAACUGAGAAACAGAACUCCUAGCAAUGUUUUCCCCAAGACAGCGAACCAUGGAAGGGCCUACACAGACACCCGCUGGAGGCACUGAAAUGUUUCAAUAUGGAAAUGUAUUUACCUAAGGUUCUCCAUCCUCUAUUCACCUGGAACUUACGAGGGAAGAGUUAAAGAUUAACAGACUUUUCGCUGAAAUCAUUCAUUGUAAUUGAGAGACCUGGGAAACUGCUUUGCUAAUUAGAUUAUUUAGCUAGAUUAUUUGACAAAAAAACUGACAGGUUGUUCUGAGAAGAGAUUUUUCGAAUGUUUUGAAUUUUCCGAUGUUAUCUGUCUUCUAUUAACCUAAGUUCCUUGGUUGCAGAUUCAGAAUCAGUGCAGCUAAUUCACCCCUGACCCGAGUUGUGUUUUU
This is a messenger RNA of Osmerus eperlanus (European smelt), 3162 nucleotides long. RefSeq names its product G patch domain containing 2 (gene gpatch2). Bases 142 to 1689 code for a protein of 515 amino acids. Gene Ontology annotation, molecular function: nucleic acid binding. The record is from RefSeq and is a predicted model, not a curated record. Gene Ontology annotation, cellular component: nucleus. The transcript has 10 exons. Lineage: Eukaryota; Metazoa; Chordata; Actinopteri; Osmeriformes; Osmeridae.